GAGAGAAAGAAAGAUUUCGAUGGCCGUUACUCUGUCUCUGCACUGCACCUAUAUAAUAAUAAUAUUAAGCUCGCUGUCGUUCGCAGAGCAGCAGACGAGAGAAGGCUGGACACGCAGAAGCUGCGGCAGAAGCGACGUACCACCACCGCCGCGGUGGUUGAAGACGGAGAAGCAUCAGAAGAAGAAGAAUAUUUACUGCCGCGGUUCACCGCGGUAACCGUCCCCCCCGCCUCAUUUACCGCUCGCACUGUUUGGCUCCCUAGAAAACGGAAGAAAUUUGCUCAGGAAAACCAAGAUUCAUUGUUGAUUCUUCUACUCAUGGGAUUGGAGAAAGAAGAAGCACGGCCUGAUAGCGAUGGAGACAAAGGUCUUCAUGGGUCCCUGGCAGUAUCGGUGCAUGCCUUUUCUGAUUUGACUCACAUUUCUCCUGUGGUCUUCUUGUAUCUCUUGAAAGAGUGUUAUGUUCAUGGUACAUGUAAGGCAACUAAAAAGUUUAGAGCUCUUCAACACCAAGUGCAUCUGGUUCUGUAUAAUUCUCCCCAACCAGGGCCUGCUACCUUCAUUGCUCGAUGCCUCUUUGUGCUGCCUGUAUUUGGAAUAUACUGUGAUGGGUUCAGUCACUUGAUUGUAUCUGCUUUGCACCGUUUCCGAAAUGCUGUAACUACGGCAGAGGACAGCUCUAUAUCAAAAGUUUUAGCAGCUCGGCUAUUUAUUGAUAUAGUGGAAGGAUCACUUCCUGUUCUCGAUGAGAGAAUCGGGGUGAAAAUACUCGAAGUUUUUCACGUCACUAUGACUGACAUGGAUGAAGCUAUGUCCCAAUUGAAGUCCCAAAAUGAUUCUAGGUUUGACACAGGCAAAGCAUAUGUUGAGCAUCAUAUUUUUAAGUUGGUGGAGUCUCAGGCUUAUAUGACAGCAGUCAUUUUGCUAGAACAGUUCUCCAUCCGUCAAUCUGGUCACUCUUUCCUCGUGAAGAUGCUGGACAUACAUCAGUAUAAAGCAGCUGAAAAGUGGGCUACAUUCAUGGGGAAGGAAAUGUUGUGUACUCUUGUAAAAGAGUACGUUGAUAGGAAAAUGCUGAAGCCAGCAUACGACAUUAUAAAGAAAAACAACCUGAAGCAAGAUUUUCCAGUUGUAUACUUUAAGUGCAAAGAAAGCUCAUUGAAGAAAUUAGCAGAGAAGGCACUGUGGGAUCUGGCAGAAACCAAGGCACAUGGCGAUGAGCAACUCCUUGAAUAUCUGGUUUACUUGGCAAUGGAGGCUGGAUACUCGGAGAAAGUUGAUGAACUGUGUGAUCGAUACUCCCUUGAAGGCUUUAGAAAACUCAAAGAACCCGAGAUAAGUGCUCAGCAUAGUAGAUACCUGCAGCUAAACGAGUUAAUCACCAAAGAUAUUGUCUGGGUUGAUGAAGUUGAUGGUCUUCAUGAUGCUACCUCUCACAUAGAAGGAUGCAAAGUUGUUGGUCUUGACUGUGAAUGGAAACCUAAUUACCAGAAAGGCAGCAAACCGAACAAGGUUGCUAUCAUGCAAAUAGCUUCCGAGGAGAUGGCUUUUAUUCUAGACUUGAUAAAGUUAUCUGAAGACGUGCCUGAAGUUUUAGACAACUGUCUAACUCGCAUUUUGCAGUCUCCUGGAAUUCUGAAACUUGGAUACAACUUUCAAUGUGAUAUAAAGCAGCUGGCUGGUUCAUAUGGAGAGCUCAGUUGUUUCAAGCAGUACCAAAUGUUGUUGGAUGUUCAGAAUGUAUUCAAAGAACCGUGUGGUGGCUUGUCAGGGCUUGCAGAGAAAAUCCUGGGAGCAGGGUUAAACAAGACAAGGCGAAAUAGCAACUGGGAAACACGUCCUCUUAGCCAGAACCAGCUGGAGUACGCUGCUCUAGACGCUGUUGUGCUGGUGCACAUAUUCCACAAAGUUCGUAACCAUGCUCAAUCUGCUCCUCCUGCUUCUGCACAUGGCCACGAGAAGUUCGAGUGGAAAUCCCAUAUCAUUUCUCACAUGGAUAACGCCAAGAAAACCAAGAAGCACUGGAAAGCAAGAAAACAAUCGAAACCACAACAGCAACAGCAAUGAAACCAUGAACUCAUGUCUGUCGUCUAUGCUUGCCUGCAACUGAUCAGCAAGGUGCUUCCUCCAUUUCCUGUCAUUGUACAUAGAAAACUGCUGCUUGCUCGUCUCAAAUUUCGAUAUGUACAUAUAAGUUAGGAUGAUAUCUCUCCAUUUAGCUCUGAGUAACUAAAACUCUUUCUGUGCUGUAUGCACUUCUCGUACCCGAGUCUCUCAUACUCGGUCAUGCUGCUUGUACUACUUGGAGAAAGAAUAGAGGAAAGAGGGUUAUUUUGUGGGCAUAAUUUCCAGUCUCAAUAGACCCUGCAAAACUUGUAUUGCCAACUUCUCUUGACCUCUUGUUUUUUCAACUUCAGACACUCACUAAUGGUGUGAUUGUGCUUCUUACAGUACCUAUAGAACUUCUUUCCAUCUUUGUAAUCUCUACAGUUUAGAUUGAUCAUUCUGAGGUGUGCCAGAUGCUAGUGCUAUAGAAUCAACUCCUUUGCUUUUGGUAACACCUUUCAUUUGACGCUCCAGUUGCAUAAUUUGUUUAAAAACAACAUCAAUGGAGAGCAACUGAGAGUUCAUUAGGACUUGAGUCCUAGCAGACUGAUAUAUCUCAUUUAAACCUUGCAUAAAUUUGAUUACAAAGUCAUUGUCCUAGUACCUUUUCAUCGUCUCAUAAGGACCUUUGCAAGGACAAGUAGGAAUAGGUCUGUACUUCUUGUAUUCCUCCCAUAUCACAGUAUCGGAGGUAAAUAUUGACUCACAGAUUGUUCCCCUUGGACACAUUUGCCCAACUGACCCUCCAAAUCGAAAACCCUAAUGUUGUCCUCUUGACUAAAUCUGUUCUUCAGAUUUUCCCAAACAGCUUGAGCACUCUCCAGACCCA
This is a messenger RNA of Linum tenue, 2935 nucleotides long. NCBI's taxonomy places the organism in Eukaryota, Viridiplantae, Streptophyta, Magnoliopsida, Malpighiales, Linaceae. The record is from the annotation of a GenBank genome assembly.